AUGAAUAUGUUCUUUAAGUCUCCAAUUGAUAUCGAGAUUCUAUUAGAUGGGGAAGAAUCAAGGAAACAUGUUGAGGUACCUGCUUCAACAGGCUCAGGUAAUGCAUUGAGAAAGGAAUCUCUUCCAUUAAUAGAAGAUGGAGAAUCAUUAAAAGGUAUUGUGACGCUUCGUGUAAGAGAAGGUAAGAGAGUAGAGCAUUUGGGUGUAAAAAUAUCUGUGGUGGGUUCAAUUGAUAUGCAAAAAGUUGGUGGAGUGACACCAAGUUCAGCAUCAAAGGGUUCUUCUGCAUCCUCAAAUGCUUCAAAUUAUAGUGCAACUGACUCUAAGAAGAAACAAGUGGAUCAAUUUUUGUAUUUAAGUUAUGAUCUUUGCCCUCCAGGUGAAUUGCAACAUUCUCAAAGUUUUCCUUUUGCCUUCAAAGAUUUAGCUAAAAUGUAUGAAUCAUAUAGAGGAAAAAAUGUGGACGUUUCAUAUUACAUAAAAGUUACAGUUACUAGAAAAUCUACAGAUAUAUCUAAACUUAAAAGAUUCUGGGUAUACUUAUACAAUGAUAUUUCGAAAACUCCCAAUAACGUGACAACUACUAAAACAGGUACUAGAAAGAUUAUAAAUGAGUAUACUGACGGCGGAAAUGGAGAUAAGAGUAAACCAAAAGAAACAGGGUCUACCUCUGAACCUCAAGAAAAUGGAAACGAACAGUCUAGUGAUACUCUAACGUCUCAGGAGAAUGGGGUGGUUCCAAAACCAGUCAAACUAGAUAUAGGUAUAGAUAAUUGUUUACAUAUAGAAUUUGAAUAUGUGAAAUCUCAAUAUACCUUGAAGGAUGUAAUAGUAGGUAGGAUAUAUUUCUUAUUAACGAGAUUGCGGGUGAAAUAUAUGGAACUAAGUUUGAUAACAAGAGAAUCAUCGGGAGUCAAACAAAAUAGCGUAAUCAUCGAUACAACAAGUAUUAGAUUUGAAAUAAUGGAUGGGUCCCCUGUAAAGGGGGAAACGAUACCUAUUCGUUUAUUCCUAGGAGGGUAUGAUUUGACUCCUAACAUGAGUUGCAAUUAUUUUACAGUCAAGAACUACUUAAGUCUUGUAAUAAUUGAUGAGGAUGGGAGACGAUACUUCAAACAAUCGGAGGUAGUUCUGUACCGUACUAGAUAA
Maudiozyma saulgeensis is the source of this 1149-nucleotide messenger RNA. NCBI's taxonomy places the organism in Eukaryota, Fungi, Ascomycota, Saccharomycetes, Saccharomycetales, Saccharomycetaceae. The record is from the annotation of a GenBank genome assembly.